Molecule: messenger RNA, 972 nt
Organism: Caenorhabditis briggsae
Lineage: Eukaryota; Metazoa; Nematoda; Chromadorea; Rhabditida; Rhabditidae
Exons: 4
Coding region: 1-972 (323 amino acids)
Molecular function (GO): protein binding
Source: RefSeq, a predicted model, not a curated record
AUGCUCAAUGAGCAAAUUGUUCGACUCCUUUCGCUGAUGCACAUUCAUCCGCCGUCGGCGAAUAACGCCACAGCCAGUAACAGUGUACUCAAGAAGCUGAAGUUCGGAAAGAAGAAGAGCACUCCGAAGUUCGGAAACCUUCCAGAAUCAGUAUGGGAUAACAUCCUGGAUAACCUGUCUCCAUUUGAACGGGUUAAAAUGCGACGCGUCAACCAGAAGCUCAAAAAUGUCGUUGACAAACGUAGAAAACGAGUGCUCUACGCCGACUUCCUCCGCACUGACGUUGACACUAUCCUUCCGGCGGAAAGCUCCGGUGAUGGAGAGUUCUUCCGUCUUCCGAAAAGUUCUCGUAUCGUUGUACACGAAGAGGCACGUAGCGUUCUCAUUAUUGUGGAUACCCAUUGGACCAUCAGUGACGCCGUUAAGAUGAUGGCUGCUAUCCGUUACUACGGUAUUAAUGCACACACUGUCACGCUGGACGCUUCCCUUGCUGAGCUCUGUGUUGCUGCUCAGUCAACUAACGAUAUCGCUUUCUGGUUUGCAUUCCAGUCAGCCAGUGGAACUUCAGAUCCAGUUUGUCAAUCGUCAAAGUCUCCAAGUUGGGUUCCUGAUGAUUUUCGUGUGAGAAGUGUGCAAUCAUAUGAACAAGACCAGUUGUCUGCAUACUCUCAAUGGGCUCCAAGGACUCAAAUCAUUCCAGUUGGACCACUUUUCCCAAAGGCAACAGAGGUUACAAUCCGUGCGUCAGUUCCACAACUUCGUCGUCUCCGCCGUUUCCCAAUCUACCGUAGUCCUCUCCAUCGGUCGUUUGUUGAAUUCAACAAUCUUCAUAUACUUCGUCUUGUUGUCUCUACUAACACAUCUUCUGGACGUCGUGGCCGUCAAGUAGCACAAUCUCUCAAAUUGGCCCCUUUCUUGAAAUGGGCAAAUGCACAAAGACUCGCUCACCGUUUUUCUGUACAGUUUGUAUAA